Molecule: messenger RNA, 3899 nt
Organism: Temnothorax curvispinosus
Lineage: Eukaryota; Metazoa; Arthropoda; Insecta; Hymenoptera; Formicidae
Exons: 6
Coding region: 1717-3873 (718 amino acids)
Source: RefSeq, a predicted model, not a curated record
UCGCGUGCUACAGUAGAUAGAAAUCAUGGACGUGAUGCCUAGAUAAAAAACACCGAGAAUAAAUCGCGACACAAGAGCGUCCUUAGCGUCGUCAGCGUCGUUAGUAUUCGCUCCAAGUAGUAUUUUAUUAGCUUUUUGACGAUUUUAUACGUACGUACGUAGUAAGUGCCACGCACAUCUAUCAAUUAUGUCACGAUUAGUAUACGAUGUUUCGCGAUGGUCGCGCGAACGUGAGGGAGGAGCCUCAAAUCGUAAAUUGUUCGCUGCGUUAAAGUCAAAUUUAUCAUCGUCGCGAAAUGAUGAUCGAUCAAUGGUCGACGAUUCCUUCCAGGAAACUCGUAAUUUAUCUACGUACGUCUCCGUUCUUCUUCCUGCUCUCUCGCACAUUAGAAAGCACAUCCCCAUCCAAGUAGAUAUCUUUUGCGCGAAACUAGCGAGAGUUUCAUUACUGAAAUCGACAGCGAAUGUAUAUUUGCUCUUCCUUGGCAAAAUAUUUUUACCAUUAUUAUAAUUACCAUUAUUAUUUUGCCAUUGCAGCACGGUUCGGAAGUGAGUUUAUUUUAGAUAGAAUAGACGGUGUGCCAAUGGAACAAUUUAAAACGAGAGAAAUGUAGGUAGGUAGGUAUAUGUAUAACGCUGAUGAAAGUAUGGAGCGAUGAGACGAAGAAUAAGCGCGACCGAGGACGAGCGCAACUAUACUAUGUUACACUUGCGCAACCCGCUUAGCAUUUAUCCUCUACUAAAAACGUCAUCGUUACCGUCUCAUUCCUUUUCUCAAUUCCCAAUGUUUACCUGUCGGGUAAAUGGAACAAACGUCUUUACUUCCCUUCGCAAACGUCAAGUUCCCGACGUGUCAUUAAGUUAAAAGCUUAGUUAUACGACGCAAUGAUUCUCCAUGCGUGCAAAUACCACGUUCCGUUGCGAACGAAAGCAUUCAUCUAUUUCCUCGAAUCUCUUCUAUUUUUCUAUAAUUCCUAUUGACCUAUUGCUAUCUCAAGAGAAUAGAACCGACUGAAAAUGAAAAGAAAUGAGGAGAAUUAGGGCAACAACGAUCGCGAAUACGCCUUGCAAUAAGGACAAAGUGUUGAAUUGCUUACAACUUAAUAUCGUUAUCAGGGGCUUGUCAUAUCGGGCGAAACAUGUGUAUCUUUUCAUUUUUAUAUUAUGUAUAUGACAUUCAUCACUUUAACUCGGCAGCGCUAAUUUCUGCAGAAUUCUGCCAAUUCUGUUGGAAUAUAUAAGUUUGCAGAAAAAGAAAAAAAAGUGUGAUUAAGAGUCUAUUACGAUGAGUCUCUUGAAACGUUGUACAAAUCGGAGAAAUAACAAGUACUUAAGCGGAGAAAUAAUAGGUGGUAGGCUUUAUUAUUACUUUUUUUACAUUGAUUACGAGCCUUAUCCUGACGAGCCUAUCUGAAGAGAGCGCAAUGUAUUCGUGCUACUCUUGUAAGCUUACAAUUACAAGUUAAACCCUCGAACGAACACGAUCGAAGAUAGACGUGUCCAAAGUGAUGUGACACGAGAUAGUCGGGGGAGAAAUGGGGGAAAAAGAGUCGAUAAGAGUGAAGAGGGUAACGAUAAGGGUGAGUAAUGUACGAUUUUACUGUAUAUAACGCAUAUGGAAAUAUUUGUAGGAGGAAAAACUUGAAGCGAGAUCCAGCGUCAGUGUUAAAUCGCGCAUAAAUAAGGAAGCACUCGUGUCCCUUGAGAUUCGCAAACAUGACGAUUCAUCACGUUGCUCUCGUGGCAUUAUUUGCUCUUCUGCGUACACGUACAGUAUCGACCAGCGAUUGCCAAUGGCAUAACGCUAUAGAAUUUUGGAGCAACGUCGUUUGCUCCAUGGAAGAUAUUAAAACCGUGAAUUUUCACGAUGUGCUCGAGAGUGGUAGGAGCUCUAUCGUUCUCGAGCGAUGUUUCCAGGCUUUCGUGUACGAUAUCGCGCGCAAGUGCGAGACAACGAUCGUAUCAAGGAUUCAUGCACUUGACGACGCGGAAAAUCUUGCAUCUUUCGUGAGUAACAACGACAUAGCUCACAUAGCUCACAGGUUCGCAAAACGGGCAUCGUCGGCAUCGAUCUGGCAGGUUACAUCCAACGACGCGCUUCCUUCUCGAGUACGUCCGUCGGCAGCUGCAGGAAAGAUUCGGAUACGAAGCGAUAAAACCUUUGAUGGAAACACAUGGAACGUGCACGUAAUUCUCGCGAAAGACAUACAUUCCUUCGAUCAGAUUGCGAGAGGUGAUACGACAUUCGAAUGGAAUUCACAUGAUCGAUUUAUCGUGCUGAUCACACGUUUCCCAGAGGAACAGGGACCGUCGUCGAACGAGUCGAACUCGAGAAUCGGUAAUAUCUUGAAGACGUUGUGGUCCAAACGUAAGGUGCAAAAGAUUUUUGUCUCCGAGGCGACCCUCGUAAAUGAUACCGUUCGAAUUAAUCGAAUUGUUCGCACUUACAAUCCGUUCGUCAAAGUCAACGAUUCUGUAUGGGGCAAGGUCGAACGUACAAGUGUAAAAACGGCGGAAGAAGCAUCAAGCGUACUGUCGCACUUGAUAUAUCGCCGCACGAAAAAUAUGAAUGGAUACGAAUUAAAAGUGGGUUACUUCAAGCAAGGUCAUACACUGGCAGAACCGACAAAAGUUCAGUCGAAUACACAUUAUGCCGAUUAUGUCUUUAAGGGAUUUGACGAGAUAGUGCUAAAUACGAUAGCUCGAGACAUGAAUUUUAAAGUGGAACACAUACACCCGACGGAUAAUAAAUCAUACGGUUAUCAAUUGCCCAAUGGGACAUACGUCGGUGCUAUAGUGCACGGUAGAACGGACGUCUGCUUCGCGUCUUUCUUCGUAAAGAAAUACAGCACAAAUCCCAAGGAAGACGUAGACUUUACCGCGUGCGUGGACUUUGACGGAUUAUGCGUGGUGGUUCCUAAAGCAACCAAGAUACCCAAAGGGAUCCGAAUAUAUCACUUCUUUCCGCUCUCGGUUUGGAUCUGCUCGAUGCUGGCGCACGUUUUCACCUAUCUAAUAUGGUACUUUUUGCAAGUAUUUACUCCAGGAAGGACAGGAAAGAAAAGUUUCCGCGCAACGAUCUAUCGAUCGUUUCUACUGACUGCUGGUUGCCCUCAGAAAUUGCCAAACACAAACGCGGAAAGGAUAUUACUGUCGGGCAUUCUCCUCGCUAACGUCACUUUAGUUGGCAUCUUCAGCGGUAUUUUGUACAAUAGUUUCGCGCACGACAUGUAUUACCCAGACAUCGAUAAUCUGCACGAUCUCGACGCUUCGGGAUUGCCGAUAUCCUUGACUUCCGCCAGCCUGGCCGAUCUCUUCGAUGAUGAUGAUGAUGAUGAUGAUGUCGAUUCGACGUCACUCAUGCAAAGCUUGCGAAAGAAGAUGCAAUUCGGUACAAACUCCAUAAGCAACGCGGCUCAUUAUCGUAACGUUUCGGCGUUCGCUAGGAAAAGUUAUUUUCCCAUUAUCACUGAGGAAUUGAUUGAUACGGACGGUGGGCCGUUGCUUCAUCUUGUUGAGGAAUGUCCAGGUAAAUUCUACUUGUCGUAUUUGCUGCCCAAGAAUUCGAUUUUAAACGAGAAGAUAAACGCAUUGAUCAGUCAAUUGAAUCAGGCCGGUUUACCAUCGUUAUGGAGCCAACACAUCGUUCACACCUUCAUUGUUCAAAAGUGGUCACUGGCUAAAGAAAAAUUAACUCGAAAUGGAAAUGGAAUGGACGGCUUCGUGCCGUUCAAUCUGUCUGACGUGCAAUCGUCCUUUUAUAUGCUACUGAUAGGAUUAUCAAUAUCUACGAUAGUAUUUCUUUGCGAGAAGGGUUGGCUGAAAGUACCAUUGUUGCAUACUAAAAAACCAAACGACAAAUGUACGCGUUAGUCGUCGAAUAGUCGAGUCGCGUUCUA